Trichoplax adhaerens is the source of this 417-nucleotide messenger RNA. RefSeq lists its product as uncharacterized. The coding region runs from base 1 to 417 and encodes 138 amino acids. Gene Ontology annotation, molecular function: fucose binding; racemase and epimerase activity, acting on carbohydrates and derivatives. Gene Ontology annotation, biological process: fucose metabolic process. The record is from RefSeq and is a predicted model, not a curated record. NCBI's taxonomy places the organism in Eukaryota, Metazoa, Placozoa, Uniplacotomia, Trichoplacea, Trichoplacidae. The transcript has 5 exons.
AUGGUUAUGCUGAAAAAUAUUCCAAGCAUUUUAUCACCAGAAAUGCUGUAUGCCUUGGGCCGAAUGGGGCACGGUGAUGAGCUAGUUCUUGCAGAUGCAAAUUUUCCAAGUGCUUCGGUUGCUAAGGCUGGCCCAGAAAUAAUAAGGGCUGAUGGAGUAACAAUCCCUCAAUUACUGGAUGCUAUUCUGCAAUUAAUGCCACUGGAUACUUAUUCAGCAUACAUGGCUGCGGUCAUGGACCUUGUUGACAGUGAUAAACAGAGGGGUUUAAAAACACCAGUAUGGCAAGUAUAUAGCGAUAUUAUAGAGAAACAUGAAGGGAAAAAAGUCCCUCUUCACAAGAUUGAAAGGUUUGAGUUCUAUGAUCAGGCAAAAAAAGCGUUUCUCGUUAUCGCGACUGGGUCUGUAGAAGUGUAG